Messenger RNA from Trichoplusia ni (cabbage looper), 1191 nucleotides. Its product is annotated as cuticle protein 8-like. NCBI's taxonomy places the organism in Eukaryota, Metazoa, Arthropoda, Insecta, Lepidoptera, Noctuidae. The record is from RefSeq and is a predicted model, not a curated record. The coding region runs from base 408 to 1106 and encodes 232 amino acids. Gene Ontology annotation, cellular component: extracellular matrix. The transcript is spliced from 3 exons.
CUUGUGUCGCGGUGGGUUUCACAAAAAAUCAAAUCGCAUACACCAAGACGGACAUUCGAGGAUCACACAAACGCUUGUUCAUCGCUGUGAUUGAACCCGCGACACGCAAACAUUGGUGUGGUGACACCGCUUGGUUAUCCGUGCAGUCAAAGUACCUAGCAGUAUCAUUAAAUUGAGAAACAAAAUAGGUAUCCUCGAAUAUCAAGUCCUUACGCCCCUAGGGCGGCAAGAGAGUUGUGAAACAAAUCAGUGAAUGUUAUUAAAUGCGUCACUAUGUGACCUGUAAGGCCGCGAGCUUGUUCUACAACUAAUGCACGUGCUAGCAGGUCUAAUAUAAAAAGUUAAUCGGCCGCUUAAUAUCCAUCAUUCAUUGCUUGAUCACAAAAGUGAAACAAUCAAUUUUAGAAAUGUUCGCUAAAGUAGUAGCUCUGUGCGCUUUUGUGGCUGCUGCCCAGGCUGGUCUCCUGGCCGCGCCCGCUCACUACUCUCCCGCUGAAGCCGUCUCAUCACAGAGCAUCGUGCGUCACGACCAGGCUCACGCCGCUCCCCUCGCUAAGAUUGCCGUGGCUGCUCCCGUCACCUACCACGCCGCUCCCGUAUCCUACCACGCCACUCCUGCUCACUACUCGUCUGCCGCCGCUGUCUCCUCCCAGAACAUCGUCCGUCACGACCAGCCCGCCCAACACAUCGCUGUUGCCGCCCCAGUAGCCUACCACGCUGCCCCCGCCGUCGCCACCUACCACGCCGCCCCUGCCCCAGCUGUCUACCACGCCGCUCCCGCUCACGUCGCUUACCAUGCUGCUCCCGUUGUCGCUCAUGCUGAAGACUUCGACGCUCACCCCAAAUACGAGUACAACUACUCCGUUGCUGAUGGCCACACCGGUGACAACAAGUCCCAGCAGGAGUCCCGCGACGGUGAUGUCGUGAAGGGCUCUUACUCCUUCCACGAAGCCGACGGCUCCAUCAGGACUGUGGAGUACUCCGCUGACGACCACAGUGGUUUCAACGCCGUCGUCCACAACACCGCCCCCACAGCCGCGCCCGUCGUCGUCAAGGCCACCCCCGUCAUCCUCAAGGCUGCCCCCGCUCACUACUACCACCACUAAGCGUUAUUACUAGUCAUGGUGCUAUAACCAAAAUUCUGUCGAUAUAUAAUUUAUAACUAGUAUUAAAGCCAUAAUAUUGAUGGAA